This is a messenger RNA of Ostrea edulis (European flat oyster), 2283 nucleotides long. Its product is annotated as histidine ammonia-lyase-like. NCBI's taxonomy places the organism in Eukaryota, Metazoa, Mollusca, Bivalvia, Ostreida, Ostreidae. The record is from RefSeq and is a predicted model, not a curated record. Gene Ontology annotation, cellular component: cytoplasm. Bases 76 to 2052 code for a protein of 658 amino acids. Gene Ontology annotation, molecular function: histidine ammonia-lyase activity. Gene Ontology annotation, biological process: L-histidine catabolic process. The transcript is spliced from 21 exons.
GAUUGCCCCACUUGUCUGCAAACCCUGUGGAUCUGAGGACAUAACACCUCUUUUUCGUGAAACACGUGAAAGUUAAUGAAGCUCUCUGUGCGAGUCCGAGGUGACUGGUUUGCUGUUCCCUGUAAAGGGACUGAGAAGGUAGCAUGGCUUGGGGAGGAGUCAUUGAGACGAUACUAUAAGUCUAAGGCAGGGGUCGGGCAUGCUCAGGAAAAAGUAUACGAGGUCAGGAAAGCCAAGGGGGCCGCCAUCUUGGAUCCUGAUGACGCAAUUAGAGAUGUCCUGGACGAAAAUGAUUUCGUCACCGUUGUACUGGAUAGUGAUAUGUCUAGUCCCGUGACCGGACCAGCGGAACCAGUGUAUGUAGAAGAAAAAAUCGCCAAGACUAGCGUGGAGUCUGCUACUGAGUACAUAUCUUUGGAUGGCAACAGUUUAUCAACAGAUGACCUUCUUAGACUAGGCAAAGGUCAUUACCUGAUUAAGUUGACUUUGGAAGCCGAGCAGAAAGUAAACAAAGCCAGAAAGCUUCUAGAUGACAUUGUGAAUAGUAACAAAGUCGUUUAUGGAAUAACAACUGGUUUUGGGAAAUUUGCUAGAACGACGAUUGAAAAGGGCAAACUAAUAGAACUCCAAGAAAAUUUGAUUCGUUCCCAUUCGGCAGGCGUCGGACCACCACUGUCUCCUGAGAGGACACGGAUGCUGCUGGCGUUACGCAUCAAUGUCUUAGCGAAAGGAUACAGCGGGAUAUCCAUGGAAACCCUGAAGAAAUACAUAGCGGCUUUUAAUGCUAAUUGUUUGCCGUGGGUACCAGAAAAAGGAACCGUUGGUGCAAGCGGAGAUUUGGCGCCAUUAUCACAUUUGGCCCUGGGCAUGAUGGGAGAAGGCAAAAUGUGGAGUCCCAAAAGUGGAUGGGCAGACGCAAAAUAUGUGUUGGAAUCGAACAAAUUAACACCGAUAAAACUUGGACCAAAGGAAGGAAUAGCGCUGAUUAACGGGACUCAGCUGAUCACGGCCCUCGGUGUGGAAGCUCUUGAGCGAGCGGAAGCGAUAGCGAGGCAGGCCGACAUUGUAGCCGCUUUUACACUGGAUGUCCUGAAGGGAACUACAAGAGCAUUUGACAGUAGUAUCCACAACGUCCGACCUCACAUAGGACAGAAAAUGGUGGCUCGACGCCUUCGUUCUCUGCUCCACUCCGACACGCACAGAUCUGAAAUAGCAGAAAGUCACCGAUUCUGUGACCGUGUCCAGGACGCCUACACGCUGAGAUGUUGUCCACAGGUACACGGAGUGGUCAAUGACACCAUAGCCUUCGUCAGAAGUAUUCUGUCUGUAGAGGUCAACAGCGCCACGGACAACCCUAUGGUUUUUGCGGAUACGGGUGAAAUUAUAUCCGGUGGAAAUUUUCAUGGAGAAUACCCAGCUAAGGCUCUGGAUUACUUGGCGAUUGGCAUACACGAGAUAGCAAAUAUGAGUGAGAGACGGACAGAGCGGCUGGUUAAUCCUGCUUACAGCGAAUUGGACGCUUUCUUAACUCCUGAAGGGGGCUUGAAUUCCGGAUUUAUGAUCGCCCAUUGUACAGCAGCCGCUUUAGUGUCCGAAAAUAAAGUAUUGUGCCACCCAGCCUCAAUUGACUCCUUGACGACGAGUGCGGGAACGGAAGAUCACGUGUCAAUGGGUGGGUUUGCCGCCAGAAAAUGUCUACGUGUGGUAGAACACGUCGAGCAGGUUUUAGCCAUAGAACUUCUUGCUUCAUGUCAAGCCAUAGAAUUCCUGAGGCCCCUUAAAACAACGCCGCCACUAGAAGAAGUGCAUAAACUCGUCAGAAAACUAGCCGGUCCUUGGAAAAAAGACAGAUUCAUGGCUCCUGAUAUUGAUGCAGUAACAAAACUCCUUCAGGAUGAAACAGUUUGGAGAAAAGUCAAACCUUUUAUGGAUAAUUACCACGCACAACAGGAUAUCGAAACACGAGUUUUCUCUCCAACGUCCAGUUUUGCUGCAGAAGCGCCACCUAUCGCCAAAAGACGCAAGACCAGCAGCCUGUCCAGACCAAGAUAACUGAAUCCAAUAUAUCUCUCAAUUAAUUCUUGAAACUGACAGUACAUUAUUAACAGGCUUCGCAUGUCUUCUGUAUAUGUGUGUGACGGCGAAGGUGUAUCCUUACAAGAUUGGGUGCAUAGUGUAUGAUAACGUAAUUGUCGUUAGUUAAAGUAAAAGGGGUUGGUGUACAUAUAUACAAUGUAGUGUCUUUUUAUUACGUGUGCAUAUCUAAUAAAUGGUGAUAUAUUA